Molecule: messenger RNA, 963 nt
Organism: Volvox carteri f. nagariensis
Lineage: Eukaryota; Viridiplantae; Chlorophyta; Chlorophyceae; Chlamydomonadales; Volvocaceae
Exons: 5
Coding region: 1-963 (320 amino acids)
Biological process (GO): mRNA splicing, via spliceosome
Cellular component (GO): catalytic step 2 spliceosome
Molecular function (GO): protein binding
Source: RefSeq, a predicted model, not a curated record
AUGGCGAGUUACCCCAAGUUGCCUCAUGAGUACGAGGAUGACGAACAGCUCCAAGCAGGCGGACGGCCAUCAUUACCGAGCAAGGAGCAGCGCGUGCUGAAGGGCCACGAGGGAGCGGUGCUUGCUGUGCGCUUCAAUCCACACGGUUCCUAUUGCGUGUCGUGCGGGAAGGCAAGAGACCGCACAAUCCGUCUUUGGAACCCGCACAGCGGCGUGCUCGUUAAGACGUACGGCGGCCAUGGGUACGAGGUCCGAGACGCAGCCAUCGCGCGCGACAACAGCAAAUUUGCCUCGUGCGGUGGCGACAAGCAGAUUUUCCUUUGGGACGUGGCGUCGGGAAAUUUCAUUCGCAAGCUGCGCGGCCACGAUAGUACAAUAAACGCGGUGUGCUUUGCUGCGGAGGACAGCGUUCUGCUGUCCGCUGGGUACGACCAGUGUGUGAAGGUUUGGGACAUGAAAUCCCGGAAUAUCGACCCCAUCCAGGUCAUCAAAGGCUUCCAGGACAGCGUCACUUGCGUUUCCGUGUCCGGCAGUAGCAUCUUUGCGGGCAGCGUGGACGGCACGGUUCGCCGAUUUGAUGUGCGGAUGGGUCGUGCUACAGCCGACCAGCUGCACCACCCUGUCACGGGGCUGGCGGUAACACGUGACGGGCUCUGUCUGUUGGCAGCCUGUACGGAUUCUGCGUUGCGCCUUCUGGAUGUCGGCGGGGGCCAGCAGCUGGCGUCUUACACCGGCCAUGUGCACGCGGCGGUCAAGAUGGAUUGCUGCCUCACGCCCAGUGACGCCUAUGUGGUCGGUAGCUCCGAAACAGGGGAAGUACUGUUCUGGGAUCUUGUGGAGGCGGACGUCGUGGAGCACUUCAAAGCCCAUAGCGGCGUCGUCACAAGCAUGUCCAUGCAUCCCGAUGGGGAAUUGCUAUUAACGAGCUCUGUCGACGGCUGUGUGAAAGUGUGGGGAAAAUAG